AUGGCGGCGUCAAUGAUGGAAGACGAUGUGGAGUACAAGUUCGAGUGGGGCAAGAAGCGAGGCAUGGGUGGGAAGAAGAGGGAUGUGCAGUUCUACGAGUCCUUCACCUUGGAAGGCGUGCAAUUCACCCUCAACGACGCUGUUUGUCUCCAAAACGAAAGUAGCGACGUGCCCCACAUCGGAAAGCUCAUCAAGAUCUGGGAGAAUCGCGAUAAGUCCAGGAAAAUCAAGGUGCAGUGGUUCUUCCGCCGCAGCGAUAUUCUGACGUACUUGGAAGGGAUCCAAACCAAGCAGAACGAGUUGUUUCUGGCGUGUGGUGACGGCAAGGGCUUCGCCAAUGUCAAUCCUUUUGAAGCUAUUGUUGGAAAAUGCAACGUUGUUUAUAUGUCUAAGAGCACCGUGGAUUCGCAACCGUCAGAAGAAGCAAAGGCUGGUUUCGUGUGUUACCGUUUCUUUGAUGUUGUCCAACGCAAGGUAGUGGAUGAGAUAGAUAACAAGACGGUUGGAACCGAAGGAAUUAGUUCAAGUUCAAGCAGCACAAGCAUUGAAAGCAUAAGGCUGGGUCGGAGCUACACGAAACCACACUCUCAGAGGCACCGUGAUGGCACGAAGCAAGUGUGGCAAAUGCUUUGGAGAAAAAUCAAAAGGGAUAAACAGAAGAAAGGGUUUGGGAUUUAUGACCCGGAAUCAUACUCCAUGAACUUCGAUCAUGGAACUGCGUGGAUGGAGCCUGAUAACCUCCCUCGCUCCUUCUCUUCACGGUAUGCUGACCCAUCUAGGAUCCUACCUCCCACACAUUUGUUGGAUUGA
Molecule: messenger RNA, 810 nt
Organism: Sphenostylis stenocarpa
Lineage: Eukaryota; Viridiplantae; Streptophyta; Magnoliopsida; Fabales; Fabaceae
Source: the annotation of a GenBank genome assembly